Molecule: messenger RNA, 1721 nt
Organism: Tuber melanosporum (Perigord truffle)
Lineage: Eukaryota; Fungi; Ascomycota; Pezizomycetes; Pezizales; Tuberaceae
Exons: 4
Coding region: 408-1400 (330 amino acids)
Source: RefSeq, a predicted model, not a curated record
CUGAGUUUGUGAUAGGCGUGUAGCGGUACUGUACUGGUAUCUAUCAUCGAACGAGAAGCCGCACAUCACAGUACCGGUACUUGUACCCUGCAGUACGAUUGAUAUAUGAUAGCACAGUACGACGACGGUGCUGUAACCUAACAACCUCCCUAAGUGGUCCAGGGUGGGCGGGCAGACAAGCGAAAAAGAAUAAAACCCCUUUACUCCCCCUCUCUCUCGGAUCCUUCUCUUUCCUUCCUUCCUUCCCGACCCUCUUUUUCCUCCUUUUCCCUUCCGAGUUUAUUCUCCCUGCGGUUCACCAUCACGACAUUAUCUGAUCGAUAAUUCCUGCCAAGACUGAGCUGAGCUGGUGGAAGGGAAGAAAUAAAGGAAAUUAAUUUGACAAAAAUCUAAUACUUGUUCCCAAGAUGGGUUUCCGUCCAACGAACUCGGCGACCCUUCUCCUGAGCCUGUUAGGGCUCGGUAGCAUUCUCGGCGUCGAUGGCAGCUGGUUAUUCGGAGCGAUGCAGGAGCGCGAGCAUGAUUACCGUCGUGCCCUGCAGCCUCGUCAAUUCGUUCAGUGCAGUGCUGGGUCGAGGGCUUGCGGUGUUUUGGGUUGCGUUGCUUCGCGUCGGUGCUGUAAUGCGGAUGCUGGAUGGGGUUGUCUGACUGGGAACGCGUGUUACACUGCCAAUGGUUUUGUCGACUGCUACUCGACUACAAUGGUGAUGCCAACGGUCUCGAGAAAGUGUUAUGAUUUCACAGCGUCUGGAUGUACUCUCGGACAAGCAUGUUUCAGAUGUGGCUCAACCUCAGCCUUCUGUGCAACCGAAGUCCUCGCCAGUGGCACCGAGACCUGGCUAGUAUGCGACACAAAGUCCGCCGUCUCGACCGUGACGGCGUCCGCAGCGACGGCCGAAGCCACGUCAAUUGAUGACCCGAGUGUCACCGUGCAGACUGACCGCAGCAGGUCCUCGGCCGGAAAUUGGCCCACCAGGACGGGCACGACUAUGGUGCCAUAUCCCACCGAGACAACCACCCCCGAAAAGAAGUUGGGCGGGGGCGCCAUCGCGGGUAUCGCCAUCGCAGGCCUGGCUGGAAUUGCUAUCGUCGGAGCACUCAUCUUCUUCCUCUGCAUAAAGAAGAAGAGUCGUAAUGGUGCUCCCACUGUGCAGCCACAGUACGCGCAGCCACCGCCUACACAGAUGCCGUACCAGCAGCAGCCACCGUAUAGCCCUCCACCCCAGCAACAGCCGCAAUACAUGGCUCAAACCCCGUACAGUCCAUUGCCCGGGUAUCAAGGACAGAUGGCACACCACAGUUACAGCUCCGAAGGGCAGUCUAUGGUCCCACCUAUCUCCUCACCUGUGUACCCCGAGCAACCGAAGCAGCCAGUUACUCUGCCGGCGGAAUUGAACUAGCCGAGUUUGUGGCCGAAAUGAAAUGAUGAACGGGGGCAUGAGACGCACGUACGGGAUGGAAGAAUGGUUUGGAUGGAGGGAAAGAGGACGUUUCUUAGAAGGGAGGGAGCGAAUCGCCGGGAGAUACCAUCUAAUCCCAAAACUUUGUAGCAACAAGCUUGAUGAGAAUAGUUCAUUUCAAUCGCCCUUUUUUUUUUCCUUCACUUUUCUGUGGGGUUCUUUUUCUCCCUUGGUAGUUUUUCUUCAUUUAAUCAUUUUUCUUUUACAUCUCUUUGCAUGCGCUGUACAUACAUUUUCCUUGAGCUUGAUAUAUCUCACCCC